This is a messenger RNA of Bolinopsis microptera, 3976 nucleotides long. RefSeq names its product fibroblast growth factor receptor 2-like. The coding region runs from base 67 to 3234 and encodes 1055 amino acids. Gene Ontology annotation, molecular function: transmembrane receptor protein tyrosine kinase activity; protein binding; ATP binding. The record is from RefSeq and is a predicted model, not a curated record. Lineage: Eukaryota; Metazoa; Ctenophora; Tentaculata; Lobata; Bolinopsidae. Gene Ontology annotation, biological process: cell surface receptor protein tyrosine kinase signaling pathway; protein phosphorylation; positive regulation of kinase activity. Gene Ontology annotation, cellular component: plasma membrane; signaling receptor complex. The transcript is spliced from 22 exons.
AGAAACGUUUUUAGCAUGCAAAAGAAGAUAGGCAUAAUGUGAGACAGAACUAAUAACUAACAAUAAAUGGAUUUAAUGCUGAUAUAUGGUUUCUUGUGGUUGCUAUGGUUGCCAAGUUAUGUUAGUCAAGGUAUAGCAUCAGUAGUGCUAGAGCGAGCAUGUGAAGUAUACCAGAACCCAGGCACAUACCUGGCAUACCAGGGAGACGAGCAGCAGUACCUGACUUGCGCUUGGAACGGGACGGACAAUGUGGAUAGUUUUACGUGGACUCUUAACGGGCUCAUCAUUGAUCCCAUCGUCAAACUAAAUGAAGCUAAAAGGCAGAGGAUAAUGAUCCAGAAACUGGACGAUACCCACGCUGGCGUCUUCACCUGCACAAUCCGCACCGUGAAUAGUGUAACAGCCAAGGCUAGCGUCACGUUACAGUUACAAGGUAGAGUACCGGAGAUAACAUCAGAUACAGACGAGUUUGUAGCGGGUAACAAUGUUACUCUGACUUGCAAACACUCCAUCAUCAACGUUACUGGUAUUUCCUGGUUCGAGGACGGAUUCAGUCUCUAUCAGCUUGGACGCGGCUGGGUAACGGUGCACGGAGACGCAUACUUUGCAGAGUCAAUAUCAGUCUCACUUCGUCUCCCGGCUGACUCGCCCUCCGAGAAGUACGAGUGUAGAGUUGAGUCGGAGAUACAAUGUAAGGGGUACGGGGGCAGGAAACAGAUUACUAAGAAAACACAGCGGAGUGAACUUUACGAGAUUGACAUUAAGUACCCUAUCGAACUGAACGUUUCAACCUCUGAAGUGGACCUUGGACUUAAUGAUGACUUCAACAUCAGCUGUACACAAUCCAAAGGCGACACACCCUCAAACAUUUCUUGGUAUAAACUAGACGACGAUGGAACCAUGAUCCCGAUAAGCCAAGUAGACACAGUCCACAUGGUACCUCUAGGUAAUGGUGGUAAACUUAUCUCCAUUUACAAAGCCAAACCCUACAUGGCAGGGACCUAUGUUUGCAAAGGGUGGAACGGCUAUGGGCAGGAUUCCAGAAACGUUACUGUAAAUGUUAAAGAUAGAGGUAGCGGAGGGAACAUCAUUAAGUUGACAGAGGGAGACCCUGGUGUAAAUAGAAAGUUAGAGCUCCUCUGUUACGAUGAUGAGAUCGACUUUGAAGAGAACGCUACUGAAUGGUUUAAAGACGGUGUUCUACUCCGAGCUCCUCACGACAGAUACGACUUCUCAGAUAACAGGAUUCUCAUACCCACUCUAAUGAGAGCUGACCAAGGAAACUACUACUGUAGAUACGCUGACGAGAACCAUCCAGUUAAAUUCUACUCUGAAGAAUACAGACUUAAAGUUAUCGAUUUUCCCCCACAACCCAUCAACCUGACGAUAGACACCAACCACACCACAGAGAAUAGUCUAGUAAUACAGUGGGCCUAUUCCCCUGAUGAGGACACUGUAGCUACUGCUAUCAAGAUUGUUGCUGACUUCUCUAUUAAUACCGACAAUAACCCGGACUCGAGAGUACAGAACACCAUUAAGUGUGAGGAUGGGAAAUGUCCCACUGACUACAAACUGAGAGGUUUAUCUCCGGGCACCAAGUACAGGAUUGACGUGAUCUCACUCAAUGAUCUGGGGGAGUCACCUAGCAAACCUGUCUUCCACUCUACCAACAUAUCACAGCAGUUAACUGAGAACUCCCCUAACGAGUAUGUUAUGAAGCUAGCUGUGGGAUGCACUGCUGGUGUUUUUGUGCUGAUGUGUGCUCUAGGUUACAUCUUCUUUAGGCGACACAAGAGAGAUUACAAAAAGAAAGUGUACGAUAAGAUAGAAAAGGAGCUCGGAUUUACCAUCCCUAAAACGCUGAGGAACGACUACAUCUCUAACGAGUACGAGUACAAGAACUUAAAGUUCCUGGACACAUUGGGAGAGGGAGCCUUCGGGAAGGUUCUGAAAGCAGAGGCUCAGGGGCUAAAGUGUCCUCAGGGGUCACAGAUUGUGGCGGUUAAAAUGUGCCGAGCAGAAGAAAACGAGUAUGAUAAGAACGAGCUGUUGGCAGAAAUAAAUAUCCUCAGUAAACUAGGUGUUCACCAACACGUUAUACCUCUGCUAGGUGUUUGUACGAGACCAGGCAGACCGACCUGUCUUAUCACACAAUACAUGCCUGACGGAGAUCUACAGAACUAUCUGCGGAGCUCCAGAUCCUCAUUUGUAGGAACGUACCCCUUCAAACCUCAGACCCAAGACAGUUUCCAGCUUCCAAACAUCAGUAAUAUCAGUAACCUCUGUACCAGUGACGACACUCUUACUAGCAAGGAUCUUAUUUCUUUUGCUAGACAGAUAUCUUGUGGCAUGGAAUACGUUGCUUCUCAGAAGAUAGUCCACAGAGAUUUGGCUGCUAGAAACGUUCUGGUAGCUUCUAAACGUUCCCUCAAAAUCACAGACUUUGGGCUGGCCAGAGAAAUGAGAGGAGUGAACGAAGAAUACGUGAUGGGGCCUAACAGGAAAGUCCCGUAUAGGUGGUUAGCUCCGGAGAGUUUCUUUGAGAAGAAGUUCACAGUUCACUCUGAUGUGUGGGCUUACGGUGUUCUGUUAUACGAGAUUCUUACUUUAGGAGGCUCCCCGUACCCGAGACACACAAUCAGAGACAUUCCAGAGAUGUUAAAACAGGGAUACAGAAUGUCACCCCCCACUAACAGCAAGCCUGAGCUUAACCAGUUGAUGUCACUGUGCUGGCACGAGGCCCCUGAAUCAAGACCCUCCUUCACCGAGAUCAAGAACCUUCUAGACGAACUACUCGGAGACCGACCAGAGGAAUACCUGGACUGUGGAGACCCUGAAGCUGACAUCUUACCCAACCUCAACUCCAACGACAACAAGGAAAUGGAUCAGAACUUCAGAUACAGUUUCAUGUCCACUGCCACCAUGCAGGGAGGUGAUAUGAUCAGCUCGAUAGCCGCGCAGGGUUACGAUAGAAUCGCAGAUGCGCACUCCGCCUACGGUACCAUGGUACCCACUAAGGACAGAAACGAGUCAAAAUUCAGUCCGCGAUUAAACGAGAUAAAGAGUAAUCCUAUCCCAGACACAUAUCAGCAUUUACCGAUACACGAGCCAUCACCGGACUCAGCCAGAAAGAACAGCGCACAAUACGUCAACCACGACCUUGGUAUGGAGCCAGUUAUUGUCAAACAGGAUUUUAUGUGCGGAACUGAGAAUUUUGUGGCUCAGAAAUUGUGAAACUGAUGUUUCAGACUGAGUCAUUAAAUAAUAGACUGAUAUUUAAUCCGAGGCCCUGAUCAUUUGGAGCUGUGUUCCGCUGCCUGAGGCCGAAAUUUUUUAAGAUAAAUGACUCUAAAGACACAUGUAAUUUUUUAAACGAUUAUCGAUGAUCCGUGAUUGUUUUUGUUGUUUUUUAUUGUUGUAUAUUUAAAAUAAUGUUAUUUUAUAUUAUACCUAAAUUUAAAAGAUUUUUGGGAAAUAAGCCAUGAGAAAUGGCUCAAAACGACUGAAAAACGAUCAAGUAAUUUAUUAAUACGCUUUUAUAAGCAUAAUGAAUUAGAUCUGUUUUGAUUAGUCGGCUUUAUUCUCAACAGCAAUAGUAUCUAGAUAUAUGAUCUUUAUAGUAUCUAGAUAUGUUCUUGAUAAGUUUUUAGUAAUGAUUUUUUCGGGACAUGUGGUAACUUGUUGAGGGUUCUGGUACCAGGCUAUAGUCAGUAGUUUGCUGAUAGUUUUGACGUAUUUGAUAUACGAUUGUAGAGCAGCUCUGUUUACGUUAAAGACAAUAAUAUGACUGGACAUGAAUUACAUGUAUGUUUAAAGAAAUUAUAUAAUAGAUUGAUUCUCUUUUUCUUCAUGAAAGUUGCUUUUAAAGCAUUAUAUCAUAGAAUAGAUUAAAGCUUCCAUUUAAGCUUGUUUUACAUAAUUGAUAACCCCAAUUGGGCAUUUGUUUGAUUUAAAUUUUUAUUUCCAUUGGUUACAA